GUACACAUCCAUGUAGUCUGAGGCCAGCUUUGCGCGCAAAAUGAUCUCGGGUCUCGUGUUUGUGACAUUUUUGACGCUAAACGUUGCCUCAGCGGUACUGCCUCCAAUAAAGGUGCUGAACGAUGGCAAUAAGAUGCCGAUGCUUGCACUGGGGACGCACAAUUCAACUGGCGAGGCAGCGUUCACAGCCACUGUCUCCGCCAUCGAGAUAGGCUAUCGGCACAUCGACACUGCAGUCAUCUACGAAAACGAGGAGCAGAUAGGCAGAGCCAUCGCUGAUGUGGUGAAGCGAGGACUUGUCAAGAGAGAGGAUCUCUUUAUUACAACCAAGCUUUGGAAUGACAAGCACUCCAGAGAAGACGUAGUUCCGGCAUUAAAAGAAGCUUUGGGAAGACUCAACUUGACAUAUGCAGACCUAUACCUCAUACAUUUCCCCAUAGGUGAAAAGGCGGAAAAUAAACUGGCGGAUACUGAUUAUCUUGAAACGUGGAAGGGCAUGGAGGACGCCAAAAAGCUGGGACUGGCCAAAUCCAUUGGAGUGUCCAACUUCAACAGCGAGCAGAUAGACAGGAUUAUUGCCAACAGUCACACGAUACCUGCAGUGAACCAAAUAGAGGUGAGCCCGUCGCUGACGCAAGAAUCUUUGGUAGCCUAUUGUCAGAAAAAAGGAAUUGUUGUCAUGGCCCACAGCCCAUUCGGCUUCAUGGUGGACAGAGAAUCUCUGGAGUCUCCGCCUCCCGCACCCGACGAUCCGGUACUGACGAAGAUAGCGAAGAAAUACGGGAAGACCACGUUCCAAGUGGUGCUACGGUAUUUGGUUGAUCGCGGAACAGCUCCAGUACCCAAAUCAGCAAACAAGGAUCGCCAAAAGCAGAAUAUCGACAUAUACGAUUUCAAACUUACGGAGGAAGAAAUUGCAGCUAUCAACAAAUUUAACAGUAACACCCGAGUAAUAAAGGGUGUGUUCUGGUUUGAUCACCCUUAUUACCCUUUUAAUAAAGAUUAGAUUGCCUACACGUAAGCUAUUAUCAACGGCUAGCUACUACAUAUAAAUAACUAUAAAGGCAUUUACGAGAAUAAAUAUCAUAACUUUAUCGUGUGUCUUUUUUUUUCAGGUUGAUACAUUUAUUUACAUACAAUAUAUAUACAGUGGCACAACUAAACGAAAUUAAUAACUAGUUUAAAUCUAAAAUAGGCCCCUGAGGCAUUAUACCAAGGAUGCUGGCGGCAUUUCCCCGCUGUAUCGCAAUACUGAAUCGUGUGUCUUGAUUUAGGAGUCUAUCGUAUCUCAAGUAUGCAAGAGUCUUACUCUGAUUUAGGAGUCUAUUGUAUCUCAAGUAUGCAAGAGUCUUACUCUGAUUUUGGACAAAGGAGAACGAAAAGAGGCACGAAUUAAAGCACUAUGUCACAGGAAUAGUUGUGGACUAUAUGCCUAUUUUUUGCUUGAUUGUCUAUUGUUAAAGUUCAAUCGAGUUUAGGGUUAGUCAAAAAGUGAUCAAACAAAGAUACUUGUUAAAUUUUAAGUGAUUUGUAAAAAACGCGAGGUGAGAAAUAAAUCAAAUAAAAGACAAAAGUUCUCAAAAUACUAGAUAGUACUUCAUAUAAAAUGUAUUUUCAAUGUUUACAAAAUAAACAUAAGUAUGCCAUAAAAUUUUAUUAUUCUAGAUUUUCCCAUUUGUAAUUCUGUAACAUAAAGUACUAAUUAAAUUAUAAUUACAUAAAAUGUGAUUUUGUUAUCAUGACCCUAUGUCUUAUCACAUCUGGAGCCUAAUUCUGAAAUGCUGCUUAAUACAAUAACUCCACUCAAUCCAGUAAAAUAUCACAUAUUACGUGCGGUCUUGUUAAAGUUUUUUUUAACAUAAUACCAAAUUUUUAAUUCUAUAACCAGUCAUUAAAACCUACAACUUAUGGAGGGUAGAUGUAAGUAGAACAAUCUCUGUGUAUGAAAAUAUGC
This is a messenger RNA of Cydia fagiglandana, 1954 nucleotides long. Its product is annotated as aldo-keto reductase AKR2E4-like. Bases 41 to 1006 code for a protein of 321 amino acids. Gene Ontology annotation, molecular function: aldose reductase (NADPH) activity. The transcript has 7 exons. The record is from RefSeq and is a predicted model, not a curated record. Gene Ontology annotation, cellular component: cytosol. Lineage: Eukaryota; Metazoa; Arthropoda; Insecta; Lepidoptera; Tortricidae.